CCCCGUCUAUUGAUCGGUCACUGACUCCGCUCAACAUGGCGGCGGGGAUGGUAUUCGCGCUCAGCCUGAUCCUCGUCAUCGGCCACCUUCAGGAAGGACCGGGAUCCCUCGCGAAGACCUUCACGUUCCCGGAAUACCCGUACAAGGAAACCACGAAGAACGAACUUCUCUUCAGACAAUUCGAGCAGGCAUGCGAGGAGAGCGGCGCUUGCAAGAUGCUAUCGCAGCACAGAAGCGACAGCGUCGCCAAAACACGAUGCAUCCGGGAAUGCGUAUCGCCGUCUUGUUACAAGGAGAUCUAUUUAUUCGAUCAGUUGGAGGAGGGCGAGAUUGACGUGAGAUUAAAUUCCUUCAAGGGCUGCUUCAUGCAGCGAAACGGUCGGCCACGGAAGUAAGAAGAGCGCGCUUGCGAAAAGAGACGCGGGAAGAACAAAUUUCUAAUUGCGAGAGAUGAACGAUUAAGAGACGGACGAGCCCUCGGGGAUGACUGCUGCAGUGCAACAAAGAACACGCGCUGCGAUAACAGCUCGCUGUUCUAACAGGGAGGCGCUUCUUGCUCGAAGACCUUGCUAAUCCCGAAAGGAUUAAAUUGAUGAUGUAACAUGCCCGUCGCAUGAUAUGCAUGACGAAAAAGCACAAAAGUAAAACGAAGGAAACUGCAUAUCAUGCACGAAGACAAGUUAAACAAUGCAUAUCGUGCAGUCUCGUAGAAAUGAAGCGAAUCCUCCGAGGUAUUCAAUCCGAGAACGAUCUUUUUCUACUUUUUGUACGCACAUAUUAACUACGACGUUAUUGCAAUUGUUGGUAAUAAUACUGCACAAAGUAAAGGAAUAAAACUGUUGGGCGCACCAGUGAUUUCAAUCACCUUAUUGCUCUUACAUUUCGCUACAUUAAAAAAAAAGAGGCAUUUCUCGAAUUAUAUAAUUCAGUAUACGAUAACGUGUGUAUGUUACUCUCGAAUAACGCAUUUUAUUAUAUAGUGAAUGAGGGAUAGAAUUUAAAAACUAUUCUACACUUAGCUUUGAAAAAUAAAAACUUGAAACGACCAAAUUUUUAUAGGAAAUAAAUUUCAUAAAUUAUUGAAUAGAAAAUUUACCUCUCGAUUAUCUUAUUAUCUCAAAGAUAAAGCAUGUUUCACAACUUCUUAAUAUAUAAACUACUUAUACUGUGAUAUGAUGUUACAUUUACAAAGUUGUUAUUAUUCACUCAAGUUGUUACAGAUAAAAAUAUAAAAAAAUAUGUAAGAUAAUAUAUGACGUUGAUUAUUGUUGCAAAGUGCAUAAUUUGUUCCAAGAUUUCCACAAUAUUUACCAUAAGUUGGCAAAUCCGAUAGUUAUUUUUCAAACUUCUAUUAUAUUAACAAUUACAUUUAAGGAAUAUCAUAUAUGUAUAAUAUCUAGUCGGCACAGAGAAUUCAAAAAGAAUUCAAGCUUAUGUCAUUAAUUCAGAAUUCAUUUUUAGAUGCAAAAAGAAUUUAAAAGAACUCUUUUCAGAAAAAGAAAUCCUUUUGCAUUUCAAAAUUCUAACUCUAAAUUGAUGUGUGUGACAUAAACCUGAUUUUUUUUUAAAUUCUUUAUGAAUCUGUGUGUCAAAUGGAUAUAUAUUAAUUAUGUUAACAAUUAUAUAAUAUAUAACAUAAUAUAUGACAAUAUGAUAUAUAAUAUUACAUUAAAAUAAUGCAAAACUUGAUUAAAAGAUGUUUUAUACAGAGAUACUGUAGCACAUCGUAAUACAUAAUUUGUAUGUGAUAAAGUGAUAAAAUUGAAAAAAAUAUUUAAAAUGCAGCAAUACAUUUCGAGACUA
Messenger RNA from Solenopsis invicta (red fire ant), 1803 nucleotides. RefSeq lists its product as uncharacterized. NCBI's taxonomy places the organism in Eukaryota, Metazoa, Arthropoda, Insecta, Hymenoptera, Formicidae. The record is from RefSeq and is a predicted model, not a curated record. The coding region runs from base 36 to 395 and encodes 119 amino acids. The transcript has 3 exons.